Messenger RNA from Cottoperca gobio, 2560 nucleotides. It is a transcript of the gene vgll2b, whose product is annotated as vestigial-like family member 2b. The record is from RefSeq and is a predicted model, not a curated record. The transcript has 3 exons. Bases 257 to 1210 code for a protein of 317 amino acids. Lineage: Eukaryota; Metazoa; Chordata; Actinopteri; Perciformes; Bovichtidae. Gene Ontology annotation, biological process: regulation of DNA-templated transcription. Gene Ontology annotation, cellular component: nucleus.
UGUACAGGACAGUACACCCUCUUGCUUGUUCCAUAAACCUCAUCACAUUUUGCUGCCGCAGCUGUUGUGGCGCACACAGUGAGCGGAGAGGUGCGCUCCUUCUGGGGGUGACUAUGUCGAGUCUGGCGAAGGAUUUCUCAAACUGAUCAGCGAUCACCGAGCUCGUUUCUCCUCGGCAAAAAAACCCGGAAUGUUAUCACUCUCUCUCUCAGCAAGGUCGGUUUCCACAGAGCAGUGAAGACACCGCUCUUUUACCAUGAGCUGUUUGGAUGUUAUGUACCCAGCCUAUGGACAUUACGCACCGUACGCACCGACAGUUCCUGCUUUUAUCAGUAGCUUACAGGCUCCCACAGGUCUGAGCAGCACUUCUCUCUGCCGGGAUUUUAUGGACACUCCCAGGGGUCCCGAGGUGAUGUCUGGGGGCCCAGGCACUGGAGGAUCAACUUCCUCUUCAUCUUCAUCCAGCUCUUCCUCUUCCUCCUUCACGCCUGCAGCUUUAAGGCCAGAGGAGGGCCCCAAGGAGAAGCAGGAGGCCCCUGAGGCAGAGUACCUGACUUCUCGCUGUGUCCUCUUCAGCUACUACCAGGGGGAUAUCAGCAGCGUGGUGGACGAGCACUUCUCCAGGGCCCUCAGCUCCUACAUGGAUGGAGAGGGCAAACGGCGGGCAGCAGACCAUCCGGGCACAGAUACCCCGUCGCCUAGCAGUCGACGAAGCUUCCCCCCAUCCUUUUGGGACAGUAACUACUCCUCGCCUCAGAGCCGCUCCCACUGUGAGACGGGUGCACCUUCCUAUUCCAUGGACCCAUACGCAUCAGCGUUGCACGCGGGCCUACCCCACCCACACGCUCAUCCUCACCCACACGCUCAUCCUCACUCCCACCCUCACCCUCACGCACCAGAGAGCUGGGGAUAUCCCCAGGCCCAAGCCUACGGCCACCCACGGCCUCUCCACGAACUGUAUUCACAGUCAGGGUUGGAGCCCCACUACGGGGCCCUGCUCAUGCCCACUGUGAGGCCACCUCAUCCCCUUAGCUUGCCAAGCCACUAUGAAGUGAGCAAGCUGGACCAUACUGCCUCCUGGCCCGGCCUGCUUCCACCAGGAGACAUCAGCCAGACGCUGGCCCUCAACAUGGAUGCAGGUAUAACUACUCAACCAUGUCAAGCUUUUGCAAAGGUGUUCCUUUAUUUACAGUUUAUAAAUUGUCUCUAAUCAGAUCAGACAUGAAAAUCAGAAAAAGCAAAGAAAUCUGUGCAGACAAAUGCAACUGGCAAGUUCAGAUUAUUUAUGGCUACAGAAAUAUGAGAAACAAUAAUAAUAAGAUUUGUAUUAUUCAAUAUUUAUGUAUCGAUUUAGCUUUUCCCUGCAGUCCUGCAGUCUAUGAUCCUAACAACCAUUCACACAGAAACACACACACACACACACACACACACACACACACACACACACACACACACACAAUACAUCCUAAUCAUCACAGAAGCUCUCUUUUCCCCUCUCUAAAACAGGAUGUUUGGCAAAUGUAGGCUCCGUGACAACCUGUGUUCUGUUGUUCGCCGUUGUCCUCCUCAUUGUUCCCUUGUCCUUUUUUCUCAGGCCUCCAGCAGCACAAGAAAGGCAAGGAGCUGUACUGGUUCUAACGAGCCCUUCAGUCACAUUGACCAGCCAUUACCAGAUCCAAUUAGUCCCUGGACCUGCUCCGCUAUUGAAGCAGCGUGUCCCUUUAUCCCCCACACACACUCCAGCCCCCAUCUAUCCACCCCCUUCUCUCUGCUCCUGGUCUCCCCUGCCAGUAUACAGCCUUGCUCCAGGUCGACGUGUGUGCACCAUGGAGAUAAAGCAGAGAGAGGGAGAGAGAGGGAGAGAGAGAGACAGAGUCUCACUGUCUAUAAUCUGUUCUGUUGCUCUCUCCCUUCCACUCUCUCCUGACACUGCCGGUGCAGCACAGGCCUUGGCGAGGUGUGAGCCACAGUGACCUGUUUGGACUGAGAAAGACAGGAUCACAACAGACUUUUGCAGUAGACAGAGAGAUAGAGGGAUGAAUGGAGGGACAGGGGGAUGAAUAGCGGCAAGCUAGGGAUUCCCUCCAACAUCCCUGGUUAUCUCGGUCUCAUGCUCUUUGUUGGUACAGUGGUAGUCAUCAUCCACUUAUCUGCAUUUCACAAAUGCAACAUUGCAGUGAUAAACGGGAGCUGCAAUUAUGGCGGUUUAUGCUUUGUGACUGUCAAAAUGACGCCUUUCUUAUUUGGUUAUUAUGAUUGUGCUCGCUGAAAUAAAGUGUUUCUAUUUAUUGGCGUUUAUGUGAAUUUCUAAACUGUUUGGUUAGGCCAGUGUUCUGAAAUGAUUGUGUUAAUGUGUUUUCUAAAGAGAGAGGCGAUGGAGAUGACCAUACCAUUUGUUUUUGGUGGAAUUUCUCAUUUAUCCACGAAGGAAUCUUUUGUGGAGAAUAAAGGUCAUUAAAAAAAAAAAAACAUAUCAAAAAUGUGUUCAUUUCAACAAGUAUUUGACUUGUUUUGUGUGUGUGUCAUUUCUCAUUUGUCCAAGAAGAUUGUGAUGUCAAUA